Molecule: messenger RNA, 4292 nt
Organism: Xiphophorus maculatus (southern platyfish)
Lineage: Eukaryota; Metazoa; Chordata; Actinopteri; Cyprinodontiformes; Poeciliidae
Gene: slc4a2a
Product: anion exchange protein 2-like
Exons: 18
Coding region: 1491-4136 (881 amino acids)
Biological process (GO): regulation of intracellular pH; monoatomic anion transport; transmembrane transport
Cellular component (GO): plasma membrane; apical plasma membrane; basolateral plasma membrane
Molecular function (GO): monoatomic anion transmembrane transporter activity; solute:inorganic anion antiporter activity
Source: RefSeq, a predicted model, not a curated record
CCGUAGAUCUUUGUUUCAGGAAGUUCCUCCUGCAGUGAAUCUGUUUCCUGUUAUCAAAAUUAAAAUCGUUUAGAGACAGAAACAAGAAGGAAUGCCACGCCGGUCCUGACCCGGUCCAGGACGCCACGCCGGUCCUGACCCGGUCCAGGACGCCACGCCGGUCCUGACCCGGUCCAGGACGCCACGCCGGUCCAAAGCCGCAUGACACCUGUUGACGCCGUUAGCUGUGCUAGCUUUAGCAUCAGCUGGAUGGUUCUGAAGAACCCACCAGAACCGGAUCUUUCUUGGACUGGAGGAAGAGCAGCUUCUGUGAUCAGAGGAACACCGAGCCAUUAUCAGAACCAGAACCAGACCAGUCCAGGAAGGUAUGGCAUUCUGGACUGGUGGAACCAGUGCGGUUCUGUUGGGCCCAGAACCCUGAGGAGAACGGUGGUGGAGGUAUCAUACUGUGGGCCCAUUCCUCCACAGUAGGGAUCAGAACCCACCAGAACCUCAGUUCCAGACCAAGUGGACCGGAUUUCUGGAGCGACCAACCCGAUCUGGACCUCCAGGACCUUCUGGAGCGAAACCAGCACGGAGGAGAACCAGGAGCUGGUCCGACCGGACCCGGUUCUGAAGUUUCAGAACCUGCUGAUGUCUUUCUUUUCAUCAUGCUGGAGAAAUUCAUCAGCUUGGUCUGGCCCGGCCCAGUCCAGUCCGUAUGGUUCUGUGGGAACCGGCGCCUCCAGCGGCUCUCAGGUGUUUCCAGGUAAACAUGUUUGGGUUCAGCUCAGAUAAUUACCGGGUUCUGGUUCCGCCCACACAGAUGGGUCGCUAUAAGAAACGCUGCAGCCCGGCUGGUUCUGAUCCGGCAGCACCGAAACGGACCAGCACACCCAGCAGGUCAAAGGUCAGAUGAUAUUCCAGCUGUUCAGCAUCACCAGGUGAAGCAGAGCUCCAGAGGACGCAUCGUCCCCGCAUCCAAGGUAACCAAGGUAACUAAGGUGUUCAAAGUAACCAAGGCAACCAAGGUGACUAAGGUAACCAAGGUAACCAACGUAACCAAGGUGACCAACGUAACUAAGGUAGCCAAGGUAACCAGGGUGACACAUUAUUCAGGUGAGUUGCCACCUGCUGGGGUCAGGGUUAGGAGCCUAACAUGUUGACUCUGACCCUCUAUAGGUCAUAGGUCAUUCAGCAUCAUUUUAUCUCUUUAAUUAAUAGGGAUGAGUGUUAGCAUGCUACAUGCUAACAGGCUAGUGAUGUGGGAACAGAACUGGGUCAGAACCAGGUUCAACACAAGGACAUCAGGAGACCCGGUGGGAACAGAACCAGGUGAAAGACGACAACAAAAGCUGUGGAAUGUUUGAGGCUGAAACAGGAACCGGCACCUGAUCCUGGUUAAUCCAGGUGGGAUUAGGGGCGGGGCAUCCAGGGGCGGGGACAGGUGAGGACAUCAGGUAGAGUCUGGGCUCAGCUCUGCAGCAGGUUCAGUUCUGCUGGUCUCCAGUAUGCUGGGUCUAGACCCGAGGAGCAGACAGAACCAGAUGUUUGUGCUGCUGAAGGAGCUGGUGAUGGACCAGAACCAGGACCUGCAGUGGAGGGAGUCGGGUCGGUGGACGGGUUCUGAGGACCAGGAGACGGCUCACAUCGUCCCCCUGUCCGUCCAGUCCCUGCUGGUCCUGCAGAAGCUGCUGUCCGACGGCGCCGUUCUUCUGGACCUCCAGCAGAGCAGUCUGGGGGGCGUGGCCCAGCAGGUGGUGGAGCGUCUGCUGGACGGCGAGCAGGUCAGAACCGGAGACGGAGACAACGUGCUGAGGACGCUGCUGCUGCCGCACAGUCCUCCCAGUGAUCAGCAGGAUCCUCGCUGGUUCAGCAGGAACAUUUCUGCAGCUGACCUUUCCUCCCUGAUUGGCAGACGCACCGGCCAAUCAGAGCUCUCCAGGAACACAGCCAAUCACAGAGAGGCUGAUGUCAGCAGGAAGGAGACUUUGCCAUGUGGAUCACAACCUGACGGAAAGCUGAUGGAGCGAGCUGAGGCCGCCGUCGUCCUUGUGGGCAGCGUGGGCUUCCUGGACCGGCCCGUCCUGGCCUUUGUGCGACUGCAGGAAGCGGUUCUGUUGGACUCUGUUCUGGAAGUCUCCGUCCCAGUCCGGUUCCUCUUCCUCCUGCUGGGCCCUCCUACUGCCAGCCUGGAGUACCACCAGAUCGGCCGUUCCGUGUCCACGCUGAUGUCAGACCAGAGCUUCCAUGAGGCGGCGUACCGAGCAGAGAGCCAGCAGGACCUGCUGACGGCCGUCGACCGCUUCCUGCAGCGCAGCGUGCUUCUGCCCCCGCCUGACGCCAGCAGGGAGGAGCUUCUGAUCUCGGCUCCUCGCUGCCAAGGAGAGACGCUGCAGAACGGAGAGAGAGAGCAGAGCAGCAAGCUGCAGGAGAAGCAAAGCAGCCUUCAGCAGGACAAAGACUCUCUGGUUCCCUUCAAGUCCGCCGAAGCUCCUCUGAGGCGUUCGGGUCGUCUCUUUGGCGGUCUGAUCCAGGAUGUGACCCGGCGGUACCCUCAGUACCUCAGUGACAUUCAGGAUGCUCUGAACCCUCAGUGCAUGGCGGCCAUCAUCUUCAUCUACUUCGCUGCCUUGUCUCCUGCCAUCACCUUCGGCGGACUGCUUGGCGAGAAGACCGAGGGUCUGAUCGGUGUGUCCGAGUUGAUCGUUGCCACGGCGAUGCAGGGCAUCGUGUUCAGCAUACUGGGAGCUCAGCCUCUGCUGGUAAUCGGCUUCUCUGGACCUCUGCUGGUGUUUGAGGAAGCUUUCUACACGUUCUGCAAAGACAACGAGAUCGAGUACCUGACGGGCCGGGUCUGGAUCGGCUUCUGGCUGGUGCUGAUCGUCUUCAUCACUGUGGCCUUGGAGGGAAGCAUCCUAGUUCGGUUUGUUUCUCGCUUCACUCAGGAGAUCUUCUCCUUUCUCAUCUCCCUCAUCUUCAUCUACGAGACCUUCGCCAAGCUGGUCAAGAUCUUUAAGGAGCACCCACUCCAGAACUGUUUCCAUGGAAACAACAGCGGAUCUCCGUCUCUGUGCAACUUCUCGGUGACUGCCGGGAGUCCCGGGGGAACCGCCGGAGAGCCAAACACGGCGCUGCUCUCACUGGUCCUCAUGGCGGGAACAUACUUCAUCGCCUUCUACCUGCGGAAGUUCAAGAACAGCUCCUUCUUCCCAGGACGGAUCCGUCGAAUCAUUGGAGACUUUGGGGUCCCCAUUGCGAUCCUCAUCAUGGUUCUGGUGGACUACAGUGUGGAAGACACCUACACCCAGAAACUCAACGUUCCCAGCGGAUUCUCAGUGUCCAGUCCGGAGAAGCGUGGCUGGCUGAUUUCUCCGUUGGGUUCUGAUGGCCAGUUUCCAGUUUGGAUGAUGGGAGCCAGCAUCCUGCCAGCCAUCCUGGUCUUCAUCCUCAUCUUCAUGGAGUCACAGAUCACAGCGCUGAUUGUCAGUAAGAAGGAGAGGAUGCUGGUGAAAGGAACCGGGUUUCAUCUGGACCUGUUGAUUAUUGUGGUGGUGGGCGGAGUCUCAGCCCUGUUUGGUUUGCCGUGGCUCUCCGCCGCCACGGUUCGCUCGGUCACCCAUACCAACGCCCUGACCGUCAUGAGCAAGGCCGUGGACCCUGGAGACAAACCGCGCAUCCAGGAGGUGAAGGAGCAGAGGGUGACUGGGUUCUUGGUGGCGGUUCUAGUGGGUCUGUCCAUCGUUAUCGGAGAGGUUCUGCGCCAGAUCCCCCUGGCGGUUCUGUUUGGGAUCUUCCUCUACAUGGGUGUGAUGUCGCUGAACGGGAUCCAGCUGACAGAGCGUCUCAUCCUGCUGCUGAUGCCUCCCAAGUACCAUCCAGAUCAGAACUACGUCCGCAAGGUGAGGACGCUGCGGAUGCACCUGUUCACGCUGGUCCAGCUGACGUGCCUGUCCCUGCUGUGGGUUGUCAUGGCGACGGCGGCGGCGCUGGCGUUCCCUUUCAUGCUGCUGCUGACCAUCCCUCUGAGGAUGCUGCUGCUGCCACGCCUCUUCAGCCCCAGAGAGCUUCUGAGUCUGGAUGCUGACGAUGCAGAGCCCCACCUAGAGGAGAAGGAGGGGCAGGACGAGUACUCGGACCUUCAGAUGCCCAUCUGACCCGAUCGGACCAGAACCGGACCAUUCGCACCUCUGAACAGCUGCUUUUGAACAUGCUGAUGUGAUUUUACUGAAAUGUUUCUCUGUAACGAUCAGAACCAGAACCAGAACCUGCUGCUCUCAGUAAAAACUCCUCAAUAAACAGAUCUGUCUUUA